This is a messenger RNA of Chroicocephalus ridibundus (black-headed gull), 1446 nucleotides long. It is a transcript of the gene TESMIN, whose product is annotated as testis expressed metallothionein like protein. Gene Ontology annotation, cellular component: nucleus. The transcript has 8 exons. NCBI's taxonomy places the organism in Eukaryota, Metazoa, Chordata, Aves, Charadriiformes, Laridae. Gene Ontology annotation, biological process: regulation of DNA-templated transcription. The record is from RefSeq and is a predicted model, not a curated record.
AUGGAAAAUUUAAUUACCUUCAACGAAAAAAAUAAAUAUGAACCAGUUGGCAGUCUGUCCGUGACUAUGGAGAAUCAGAUAUUGCUUGAUAUAAGAUCAGUAAUAGACAGUGGACUUGUAACUGAAAUAUUUAGUCAAAAUAGUCCUGUUAGUUCUGAAAACUUUAGUCUGGAAACCAAAGUCAUUAAUAACCCCAUUGAAGAAGGAUUGCUAUCUAGUCAAGACAAUCAUUUAUGCACUGUAAAUGUGGGAGAGACUUUGUUAGAUCACUUCAAGUAUCCACUUCCCAUUGAAAAUCAAAAUACAAUAGCAAAAGUUGAAGUACAGGCACAUGGAAACAACAACUGUGAUGAUGAAGAUCUUGAAAAAUACAAGGAAUUAAAUCUUCCUGAAGAAGCUGAACAUAUGCAUUCACCUUAUCUGCCUUCAAAUGGUCUCCACUUUCUCUCUUCUGUAGCGAUGCAGCAUAAAAAUUGCCGUGUUCCAACUUCAAGCAUUUUCUCUCCAGAAGGAACAGUCCAUCAAAACGUCAGAAUGUUACCAGUUAUUUGCCAGUUGGAAGGAAGUACUCAAAUACUCUGUAUAAACAGUUGUGGCACACAAGAACUAAAACCAGUUCAUCUAAUUCCUGAGUACCACGACCAACAUCAUAAUUAUCUUCAAUCAGAUGUGGACAACCGUGUAACAUCUGUACUGGGGCAGUUUUUGCCUAUUCCAGGUGAACCUGUUCUGAAUGAACAAGAGUUUGAAGAUGGACCCUUACAACCAGUAGCUGGCACCACCACAUUCCAUCUGGAGUCACAUCUGCAUGGGCCAGUGACAAUGACCUCAGAGGGAUACUGUGAUUGCUUUGCCAAUGGUGAGUUUUGCAACAACUGCAACUGCAAUAACUGUUACAACAAUCAACUUCAUGAAAGUGAGCGAUUUAAAGCCAUUAAGGCCUGUCUUGAAAGAAACCCUGAAGCUUUCUUACCAAAGAUUGGGAAAGGGAACCUAGGAGAAAUUAAACCUCACCAUAAUAAAGGAUGUAAUUGCAAGCGCUCAGGAUGCCUCAAGAAUUAUUGUGAGUGCUUUGAGGCUAAAAUUAUGUGUUCUGCUAUUUGCAAAUGCAUUGGUUGCAAAAAUUAUGAAGAAAGUCCAGAUGAAAAAAAACAGCUGAAUGUGCUAAACUACAUGGAGACUGUGAAUAAUGAAGGAAACAGCCUGGUUUUAGCAUCAACAUUCAAAACGUUACCAAAAUUGAAGACAGACAGGCAACGAGCUGUAUGCAUACCUUUGGAAGAAGUGAAAGCCACAUGUGCGUGUCUCCUGGUGCAAGCUGAAGAGGCAGAAAAAAGAGGUUACACUGUCUGUCUAGCUGAGCAGAUGAUCAUGGAGGAAUUUGGGAGAUGUUUAUCCCAGAUCCUACAUGCAUAAUUAAAAUUUAAAGGACUGAAAGUUGAAUAA